Molecule: messenger RNA, 1161 nt
Organism: Rubroshorea leprosula
Lineage: Eukaryota; Viridiplantae; Streptophyta; Magnoliopsida; Malvales; Dipterocarpaceae
Source: the annotation of a GenBank genome assembly
AUCAACCCAUCUUACCCAAAUUUAGGCAGAAAGUUAUGGGGCUUUUACUGCUCACUUAAUAUUUUUCUGGCUAGAUUACUGGAGUUGGGGUUUCAUCAAGUUUGGUUCUUUUGCAUUGUGUUGUGAGAUUUGGCCCUGAUGGCAGAUGUAGCUAAGGACCUUGCUUCUGGGACUGUCGGAGGAGCAGCUCAGUUGAUUGUUGGACACCCCUUCGAUACCAUUAAGGUCAAGCUUCAAAGCCAGCCUGCUCCUCUUCUUGGACAACCACCAAAGUAUGCUGGUGCUAUGGAUGCUGUCAGGCAAACUUUAGCUGCUGAAGGUCCAAGGGGUCUCUACAAAGGUAUGGGGGCUCCACUUGCCACUGUGGCAGCCUUCAAUGCUCUCCUAUUUGCAGUGAGAGGGCAAAUGGAGGCACUGUUGAGAUCUCAACCCGGUGCUCCCCUCACAGUUAACCAGCAGAUCAUUUGUGGGGCUGGAGCUGGAGUAGCAGUUUCCUUCCUAGCUUGCCCCACUGAGCUGAUCAAAUGCAGAUUGCAAGCUCAAAGUGCAUUGUUAGGUUCUGGCACAGGUGCUGUGGCAGUUAUGUACGGAGGGCCUCUUGAUGUGGCCAAGCACGUUCUCAGAUCGGAAGGUGGCAGUAGAGGUCUAUUCAAGGGCAUGGUUCCCACCUUGGCACGUGAGGUUCCUGGAAAUGCUGUCAUGUUUGGUGUCUAUGAAGCAGUGAAACAAUUCAUGGCUGGAGGGCAGGACACUUCCAAGUUGGGAAGAGGCUCUCUAAUUAUAGCUGGAGGCUUGGCUGGGGCUUCCGUCUGGCUUUCUGUCUACCCAACUGACAUUGUUAAGAGUGUGAUCCAGAUAGACGACUACAAGAAUCCAAAAUUCUCUGGCUCCAUUGAUGCCUUCAGAAAGAUCCUAGCCUCAGAAGGUGUGAAAGGCCUCUACAAGGGUUUCGGCCCUGCCCUGGCCCGAAGUAUCCCAGCCAAUGCAGCAUGCUUCCUGGCAUAUGAGAUGACAAGAUCUAGUUUGGGAUGAAGGAUAGGGGUGUUGGAUCCACAGAUUAAGUGUAGAUGUGGUGGCUAUGUUAUGUCAUUGGUCUCCUAUAUAUUCUUAUUUUAUUUGUCUCAUUACUCAUAAUGAAAAAAAUAUAGAAUAGUAAAUUAA